Molecule: messenger RNA, 294 nt
Organism: Thlaspi arvense
Lineage: Eukaryota; Viridiplantae; Streptophyta; Magnoliopsida; Brassicales; Brassicaceae
Source: the annotation of a GenBank genome assembly
AAACUGCUAAGCCAGAGAAGUGAAGAGGACCACCUCUGGGCAGAACGGUCAGGUGUUCGGGCAGGUUGGUUUAUGAAUAUCGUAACGAUUACGUCAUCAGGCUCACCUAAAUACGUAGCUCGUUUCGAACCAUUAAUGACAACAGAUCCCUCGCAAAGGACCAAUUGGGCCCCGGCCCACGACGGCAAUAACGAAAACAUCAUGAUGCAUAGAGAUUAUUGGGUUCCUUGUGCUGAGACAUUAAAGGUGAAAAAUGUCUCGCUAUCAAGGGGACUGGCAAAAGGCAAUGAAUAA